AUGGAAGUCGCCUCAAAGUAAGUGCAUGCAUAUGUUCGAUUCUUUAUCAUUUUGUUAUAGCAUACAGGGUGUAUAAAAAAAAGGAGACCUUUAGAAAUCAAGCGUAUUGUUAAAAUUUGAAUGCCAUUUCAAUUGCACAUAUGCUGAACUGUGGUGCGUGAAAUAUUGAUGGAGUGCAUAUAUUAGAAAAAGGAGACCUUUAGAAAUCAACCAUUGUUAUAAUUUGAAUCCUGGAGCACUUUGCUAAGCACAUAGCAGAUUGAUCCCAGGAGCAGACAAUCUUUUGUUUAAACGUUAUUUCAAAUUCUAAAGGUCUCCUUUUUCUAAUAUAUGCAUCCAUCAAUAUUUCACGCACUACGGUUCAGCAUAUGUGCAAUUGAAAAGGCAUUCAAAUUUUAAGAAUAUGCUUGAUUUCUAAAGGUCUCCUUUUUUUUUAUACACCCUGUACAGUAGUUAAUAGAAAUAUACAUGGUUAGGAAAGCCGGUAAACUUCAAAGAAUUUCCUAUUCAAACUUCAACUUGUGUUGAAAUGUAAUUCCGAGUGCACACAUCUUUUGUCUUGCGUUUAUUAAUAUUCAAAUAUUACGGUUCAGCGAUUGAAACUAUAAGGUUUUUAUUGGGUAAUCGCCUCAUUAUACAGAAUCCGAGUGCACAAAUUUCCAUAAACUUGGACAAAAACAUAUAACAAUGACUUUUGUUAAGCUUCCAAACAAUGUUUAUUUUCUACUAACUAUGGUUAUAGCUACUGUUGAUUAAUUGAUCGUGCAUCAUGUUAUUUAAUUAUUUUUUGUUUUAGGUACUAUUGUCUCGCUACCGCUUCAGUAAGUAGAUAUACAACUAAUAUAACCGUUAUCUUCUUCUUAUAUAAACUUUCUAUAGUCAUGCAGUAAAAUGAACACAGUUUAGAAAAAUUGUGUCAAAAUAUGUUUAUGAUACUUUUCAGGCACUUCUUAAAUAUGUUGAAUUUAUUCAAAACAUUGUUUACGCACCUGGAUCUUUAAAGAUUGUAUUUAAAGGAAGCGAACAAACUACGAUGAUAGGUAUUGUACUCUUCAGUAGAUUAAUAUCAUACGUUUAAUAACUUGUCGUUUCUGUAACGCAAAUUUACAUGUGGAUAUAUUGCAUGGAUGCCGGAACCACGGGUGCAGCGGGUGCAAGUGCACCCCUCGCCUUUUGCAUUUUCAACUUUGUGGGUGCAGUGCGGGUGUAGAAUAUGGGUGCAACGGGUGCACAAAACUUGUACAACAGACAGAAUUAAACGUCACUCGAGGAUGUGUGUGGGGGUGUUCCACGCCCCAGUCGUCAGGAAUUCGGCAAAGUUAUUAUCCAUUAGGCGAAAGGUGAAACGGAAAGCAAAGAAACGAGAAAUUACGGAGGAAUUGUGGCUAAAUCAUUGUAUUCGGUCCGAAAAAAUUUGGUGACGGGGAGGAAGGUCGACACGAAUGUAGGAUCAUGACGCCCUUUCAUUUUCAUUGGUGCCCUUUUGUUAAGGAGUAUGCCCUCUUGUUAACCAAUUGCACCCCUUGCCCUCAGCAACUUCCGGCAUCCCUGGAUAUAUGAUCAAAUUCGCUUUACAUCAAGUGUUAUUCUACAAGCUUACCUAAUUACAUACUUAGCCUAGACUAUUUAUAAUUAAAACAAUUGUGAUAUUACUUUUUAACUUAUUUCUUUUAUACUAUUCAAAUAUAAUGCUUUAAUCUAUUUUUUUUCUUUUUUUUCUUAGAUGCAGCUACAGCACGGAACCUGGAGUUAAUAUUGAAUGCUCGGAAUUUUGGAAGUGAUCACUGUCUGUAUGGUGUGAUAAACCAUACUAAAACUGCCGCAGGAGGUAAAGUUGUUGUUUCACUAAUUAUACCAAAAUAUCAUAUGUUUCAUGCCAAAAUCACAAAACUUGGGAGGACCAAGAGGAGUCGCGAAGAUAUGAAAACUCAUCAAUAAUGACACUCGUCAUCCAUUGAGGCAUCACUGAUCAUUGAUGGAAAUGAUAUCCACCAAAAGCAGGAAGAUGAUGUUAUUUUCAACUUGGCACUAAUCUUCCGUUGUCUCAUUGAGCGAUUCCCUUUCACCUAUUAUAUCAGCAAUCACCGACGGAAAUAAUAAAGCUUGAAAUAGAUAUGCGCACUAAAUCGUUGCUAUUUUAUUACACAAAUAAUCUAUUUAUCUAAAAACUCUUGACAUAUUUUGUUAAUAUAACAUAUUAAUAUUUUUCAGCUCGUUUGUUAAGAUCUAAUAUACUGCAGCCACCAUCAGGUAGGAAUACACCACAAUGAUUAUUCAAAUCAUGGAUGUUUACGACUGUACUUUGAGUUAACCAUAAAAAGAGUUGAGCAAGUAAGUAAGUAUAAGUAAAGUAAGAACUUUUUUAAAUUCCAGGAAGCUUUCUCACUCAAUGUGAUUUUCCCUUUGGGAAAGGAACUAUUAUUAACAUCCUAAUUUAUAAAAUCGAAUACUAUAGAUCUUGAAAAUACAACAAUCUGGAUGCAAAUAUUUAUUACAUAAAUCUAUUUAGUGAAAACAUAAAUCUAUUUAGUGAGUUUGGAGCUGGAACCUCCUCAUCCAAAGAGUUUCAAUCAACUUAUACUUAGGAUUCAAGAACGUGUUUACUUUUUUGCCUGUAAACGUAAAGUAAAAAAUAUAGUUUAUAUUACUAUCAUAUAAAUAAUACAUGCGUACUCUAUUUAGAUGUUGGAACAAUCAACACUAGACUUGACUGUGUUGCUGAACUUCUUGAAAAGGAGGUAAACUUAUUUGAUUAUUAAUUAUUAUUAACCGAACGCGAGGUCUGCAAAGAGAAAGAGUCCAUAGGGCGAAUUUUGUUCAAAAAGACCGAGGUCCGAUAUUUCUCUGUACAUACCGAGCAAGCGAGGUUAAUAAAAGUUUAUUAUAUGGCAUUUAUAGCCUAUGCAUUUAUGCCUGAAACAAGAAAUGCAUGAUUUGAAAUGCAUAUUAGUAGCGUGGUACAGUACACAUUUGGUCGAAGAAAAAAAAUACCAAUGUAUUCCUUUUUUCCACUAAAAACCAUUCGCAGAUAUCUUAUUAAUUAAGAAAUUAAAUUAUAAUUUUCAAUUUUUGCGUUUGUUUUUACGUAAUAAUAGAGAGUUUAAGCUUCACGUUGUACGGCAAACGGCUAACGCCAGGCAAAGAAAAAUUUUACGGUGUCAGGCAAUAAAGAAUAAAUGAACUUACUGUUUUAAAACUGCAAUGCAUGACUAUUCUUUCGACACAAGAAAGAAAAUAUGAGGCGAAAACGGUUAACGAAAAUUUUGCGAAGAAAGUUCGAACCUGCCGUUCACGGAAACGCGAAGCUUAAACUCCCUAUAAUGACCGCCGGUCCAUUACGGGAAAAUAAUGGACCGCUGAGAGUGGCCUCAGAAUCUCAGCCAAUCACAGACCGCGAUUUCACCGGAAGUGAUGCAUGCCAUAUAAUAAGAAUUAAUAAUGAUUUCUAUCACACAAUAUAAUUGCUGACAAUAAAAGUUGGAACACACGUGAACGCAAGAGAAUUAUGAUAAAAACACUCGAUAUAUGAUCAAAAACAUACAAAUGGUAUAACAUUAUAUUCAUAUACUGUACCAGGUGAAUCAUGUGCGUGAAUGCACGAAAUUUGUUACUAAAAUCAUUUGUAACUUUUUAAUAAAAAACAUCUCGAGCCCAGUCGUCGAAGCCAGUCCUCAUGUGAAAAGAGUAAAAGUCAACGCUCUGCCGAAAGUCGUGGGUUUUUUCCGGGUACUCCGGUUUCCUACCCCAGGGAAAGUUGACAGGGUGGGUUAGGUAAAAAGGCCCAUAGUAAUUGGCAUAUGCUGUUGUGGUGACCCUGCCCUAGAUGGCCAAGCUAAAUAAAUAAAUAAACAGAAAUAUUUUUUAUCUUUUCUCUGUUUCAUUUAUUUUAGGAAGAAUUUUACACAUUGCAGUCAGGUAUUUGUACUACAGUAUAUGGAUACAAUUUAUUACAGCAGUCACACAUGCAAGGGUCUCAAAAAUGUCGUGCUUUGUAUUCGUUUGUCAUUAUAGAGUGUUCGUGCGACGAAAUAUAACUGAAUAUCACACCAUUUUUAAUAUGAUCGUAUUGUAAAGAAAACUCAAAAUGACCAAAUAACAUACUUUGGCAAAUUCUCUUAGCUGGCUUUGGUUUUGAGAUAUUUAUAUGAUAAAUUGAUAUGCAAAUUAAUUUCCCUUUUAUGACGUCACAUUGAAUAAUGACUUUCUGCAAAGGCUACAUGAUCUUGGAUUGUCGGGCAUCAAAAUUAAUGAAUAUGCGGUUAGGCCCAUGUACACGAUAUACGCGACCAGUUGUAUACAAUUUGAAAAUCUUGUGUUUGAAAACGACUGCUGACGCUGCUGUUCAUUUUGAAAUGCGACAUAUAUUUUUGCAUGCAUUUAUCAGAGUGCAUACACCAGAAUGAGAUUCGUAUACGACUAGUCGUAUUGUGUAGAUGGACCUUUAUAUUAACCUACUGCAAAUAUAAGUAAAGUAUAUAGUUAUAUAUUUCUGAUGUAUGUUUUUUAUACUUUUCCGUAGUUCUUGCAAGAUUUUUGGAUAUUGAUCACAUCACAUCAAUGUGCAUUCAAGUGCCAAAGACAGAGACAGUGAAAACUGCUGAAUCAAAAAUAACUAACGUGAUUUACCUCAAACAUACAUUGGAACUGGUUGAUCCACUUCGAGAAGCACUAAAGAAUAGCAAGAAUGCACUUUUCACUGCAUAUUACGAG
This is a messenger RNA of Paramuricea clavata, 4710 nucleotides long. NCBI's taxonomy places the organism in Eukaryota, Metazoa, Cnidaria, Anthozoa, Malacalcyonacea, Plexauridae. The record is from the annotation of a GenBank genome assembly.